Messenger RNA from Neoarius graeffei (lesser salmon catfish), 7038 nucleotides. It is a transcript of the gene smchd1, whose product is annotated as structural maintenance of chromosomes flexible hinge domain containing 1. The record is from RefSeq and is a predicted model, not a curated record. Lineage: Eukaryota; Metazoa; Chordata; Actinopteri; Siluriformes; Ariidae. The transcript is spliced from 49 exons. Gene Ontology annotation, molecular function: protein binding; ATP binding. The coding region runs from base 191 to 6154 and encodes 1987 amino acids. Gene Ontology annotation, biological process: chromosome organization; double-strand break repair. Gene Ontology annotation, cellular component: chromosome.
CUGGCUCUACGGGUGCAAAACGUGAAAGUAGUGAGAGGUGCGGGAAAGCUUUCGGGACUCUGAGCUUCAUGAAACGGGAACGACAGUAACAAGUAACAGUGAGGCAAACAUUUUGGAUUUGGAAUAAUAUGUAUAUAUAAAGGUAUUUUGAGCAGUUUUGAGAGAAGUGAAACCACAGUGAAGUAGAAACAUGGCGGAAACCAGAGUUUCCCAGGCAGCAGAGGCUUCUCAUGGCAGCCGGGCGGUUUGUGUGUUUGACUGUCGCCCCCAAAAUAAAGAAGCUUCUCGAAAGCUGCUGGAUCUCAGCGGCGUGAGCUACAAGCAGUUCCUGUGUGCUGUGCGCAAGGCGUUUUCUAUCUCUGUAAAUGAAAACAUUGUGAUCACAACGACAGAUCGCAGGGAGAUCGAUUCAGAUAUUUACAAUGAAUUAUCAGAUGGCAAAACUUUACACCUGCUACAGUCUGUGGAUCAGGAGUUGGCUGUGGCAACUGAAGAACAAAUCAAGUACGUUCCCCAUUUCCACACCAUUGUGCAGAGUGGCCAGUAUGAGUACUAUGCCAGCGAAGGACAGAAAGCACUGCCCUAUGCCUUUGCUGAGCUUAUUGAUAAUGCACUUUCUGCAACCGCACAUAAUCCUGGAAUCAGGAGCAUCGACAUAAGAUUGUUUUUUGAUGAGUCUCAAGGUGGACCGGCAGUAGUAGUGAUGGAUAAUGGUCGUGGAAUGACCUCAAAAGAGUUAAAUAACUGGGCUGUUUAUCGCCUUUCCAAAUUCAACCGAGAUGACCGCGCUUUUAGGAGCAGUGAUGAGUCAGGAUAUGUGCGUCCCAGUGCAGUCCCUCGCAGUCUGAACAGUGACAUCUCCUACUUUGGCGUUGGAGGCAAGCAGGCUGUGUUUUAUAUAGGCCAGUCUGUACGGAUCAUAAGUAAGCCAGUUGGCUCUCCAGAUGUACAUGAGUUUGUCAUGUCUAAAGAAGACUUUGAGCAGAAGGAGAAAAACAACAAAGAAAUUUAUUCCGGUUUCAUCCGGAACAGGAAGCCAGGAUAUGCCGCUCAUUUGAGAGAGGAUGAAGAUCGUUUCUUGCAGCCUCUGGUUCUGGAAGAGGAAGGCAAGGAAAGUUUUACCACUAUAGUCAUAACUGCAGUCCAGCCAGAGCAUGUUGCUUACCUAAAACAGGAUUUCGACUCCUGGACCAGAGAGCUGGCGCACAUCUAUCAUUACUAUGUUCAUGGUAUACAUGGAAAUGACAUGAGAGAAGGACAAGCCCCCAAAACCAUGUCAAACAUAGACAUUCAGAUAUGUUUAAUUGAUCGGAACAGUCGUUUGUCAAGGCAACGCAAUCUAAAAGAGAUAAAAAAGGACAUGCAGACUCUAUAUAUAAACUCCAGUGUGGCAGAGUUUGAGUUUAAAGCCAGCAGAAAAGGAGAUGCCAAAGUAGAGGGACUGCUAAGAUAUCAUCCUUUCCUGUAUGAUCGAGAAACCUAUCCAGAGGACCCAUAUGCACAUACAUCAGCUCCAGAGAGUGACGAAGACGGUUUUGUUUCACAUGCUGAUGGCAGAGGGAAAAGACCUAUCUUUGAAUGCUUUUGGAAUGGGCGAUUAAUUCCUUAUUCUUCUGUUGAUGAGUUUGGGUGGUGUGCAAGAUCCAAGAAAGCCACUUCAGUCCCAUUAGAAUGUUAUAAUAGGAUCUCAGGCGUUCUCUUCACGAAUGACCGUUUUCAAGUCAGCACCAACAAACUCACUUUUAUGGAUCUGGAAUUACAGCUACGUGACAAAGAUACUAUCUUUACAAGAGUUCUCAAUGGCCAGGAGCAAAGAGUCACGAUCAACCGAGAGUUCACAAAUUGGUUAAAAGAAUGCCAUGAAAAAUAUGACAAACAGGUGAAGUUCGUUGGUUUCCAAGGUGUAAUGACUCGCACAGACGUGCAACCUAAACGCUUGCAGUCACCAUGGGCUCAGUACAAAGAAAUUUUGUGGGAUGGUAAAACCUACAAAACUGGACAGAAGGUGAAGACAUUGAAAACUAUUCUUUAUGGCACAAUAAAGCAGUUUUUGCUCUAUGGGGACCACGAAAAAGAUGUCUUUGCCACCGGGGGGUUUGUCCAAAUUGCACUGGAACCGAAGGAGUUGUACGAUGAAGUUAGGAUCAUCCCCAUUUCUAAGAUCGACAGACAGGCUGUGGAUGCUGAGAUCAAGAGAAGCAUCGAGAGUGAACUGGACAAACUUCCUGAAAAGUUGAGAGUCACAUGGCCAGAGGGAAACCCAUGGCCUGAGAAAGCUGUUCUACCAGCUGGGACUCCCAUGGGUCCAAUCCAAGUUGAGAUUUUGAAUAAAAAAGGGGAGACAAUGUCACGGUUGCCUGUAUCCAGUGUUGCUUCUAAGAAGUUCCAGAUUGACCUCAAGGUGGUCUGGCACUCUCCAAAAGAGGAUAUCAAAACCAACUCUCUGACUGGCGUGCACUCAUCCAAGUGGGAGUACUGGUUCAAAAAAAUGGAAAAUUUAAAUAAGCUUGGGACGUACACACUUCAUCUACAAACUAUACUGAGUGACGGUGAUUCCCAAAUGAAUGAGUGGGCUGGAAGACGACUGCCUUAUUAUACACUUAACUUCAGUAUUAAAGAAAGCAAUGCAGCAGCUUUCGCAGUGGGGAGUGUUCCUUCUCCUGUUCAGGUGGGGGUACCCUUUGCGUUGCCGCUACAUUUUACAGAUGCAUUUAAUCAUCCAACUCGGCCACCUUCUGACAUCAAACCCCAGCUAGAGUGCAGGUCAAUGAAAUUGAACUACGAACAGACAAAUUCAAGUGAAACUAAUUUCAUCAUCCAAGACCUGAGAGUCAUUGGUCAAGUAACCAACAAUCAGGACAAGAUACACAAUGUAAAGGUAACGAUUCCAGGCCUCAGACCAGACUCUCAGUCUUUCCAGAUUAUUGUCUGUCCGGGCCCUCCGCAUCACCUGGUUGUGAUGCCUAAAGAUGAAGUUUGCAUAGAGAAUGGUACACCAGCAGACUUCAAAGUAGAAGUUCAGGAUGAGUUCCAUAACAUCACGACGCAUUCCAAACUUAUUGUCCGCUGCCAGUUAUUUGGAUCCCCUGGUUUGCCAGCUGACACUGUUGACUGCAGUAAUACUGGUUGUGGUUUACUGCUAGGAAAACCAAUACAACUGAAGAACGUCACCAAAGAGCAUACCCUUACUGCAAAAUUUGGAAUUCCUAAUCAAAAGGCUGUGGCUUGUGUGGAGAGAACAAUUCGCAUUUUGCCAAGCACCCGUGUCUUCCGUAUCGAGAUCUACAGGCAGGAGGAGGAUGAUUCGGAUGAUGUCCUGGUUCUUCAGAAUAAGGAGUGUAUUAAGUGGACGGCAGGUGACACGCUCGGGAGCCUGCGGUUUAGACUGUACGAUGAGGGGGGCAGGCAGGUGGCUUUAACACCGAAACUUGCCCAGAACAUAAAGGUGAACUGGGCCGCAAAUAUUAAAGCUACAGAAUUGGCAAAGGGAAAACUACCGUGUGUGUGUGUCCCCACAAAAGCACAUGGAGAACAAUUUUAUCAGGUGGCAUUUCAGGAUCAGUACACGGUUGACACAUCCUUUACCAUUAUCCCACGGCCGGAUGAGCCUAAACGGUUGAGGGUUACUCUGAGUGAGACAACUGUCAAGAUGGGAGAAACUCUGCCUGGAAAUAUUUGUGUUGAGGUGAUUGAUCAGUAUGGCAAUAAGACAGAUGCUCUAAGUGCUGAGAGCAUGAAGGCAGUCAGUGUGUCUGCAGAUAACCUUGAUGAAUCAGCCCUGAAUUUCGACUGGCAGGCCAGUACAGGGACAAUGGUGGUGACUGGCAUUCGCUUUACAGAAGGCUUCCCUGGUCCAAAGGAGUUGUGUUUUAAGUACCAAAAUUUUGAGGAGUUUGCCAGAGUAAAAGUCAGUGCUGGACUGCCGGCAAAAAUCACUCUGCUGAAGGCUCCCGAAGUGCCCUUACAUGUGAUAAAUGGACAAGGUUUGGACACGCCAUUCCUGCUACAGUUAUGUGACGAGUGGGGAAAUCCUGUUCCAGAUCAGCGUGUUGUCAUAGCAAUUAAAACUCUCUCACCACAACUCAAGGUUAAAUCUUCGGUGAUGUCCCAGCCUGUGGAUGCAGAAGGAAAGGCCAGCUUUAUACUGGAGACCAUAACAGCGACAGCAGGAGAGCAUGAGCUGGAGUUCCGAGGAUCCUUUAGUAGAAACAGUACUAUUUCUGGCCCAGUUGUGAAGCUCUGUGUGAUGCCUGAUCCCAACAACCCUGUUAAGCUUCGUGUAGAAUAUGACCGUGAAGCCAUCUUAAGAGCAGGAGCUAUUUUCCCUGUGUUCAUAGUAACUGUACUCUCUGAAGAGGGUGGGCCUGUGAAGAAUGUAAGUCCAUCCAAUCUGUCUAUGCUACUUUGGCAAGGCUUGGCUUCAGGAUCUCGUCCUCCACCUGGAGUAAUGGCACUUAAAUGUAGUAAACCCAAGGACAAGAAAAAUGACGACCACUUUUACUUCAGAGAUAAACAGAUUCCUCCCCGCGUCGGAAAGUAUGUGGUGCAGUUUAUCUUGGCGGCAGAAAAAAGCAAGUCCCUCUGGAGCAGUCAGAUUGCUCUGAAUAUUCUUCCCAAUAAGCCAGUCAAACUCGUCCCAGACACACCCCCUGGAACUCCUGUGGUCUCCAACAGCAGCACUGUAGCUGAUCGCACUCUUCUUGAAAGGCUAUGCUUGAAGAUUAUGGAUGAGUACAAUAAUCCAGCUGGUAUGGGGAUUAAUGGAAAGGUGAUUCUGACUGUGACGACUCUUGCUGAUGCAGAAGAUCUUCCUAUGUUUGAGAACAAGGCCAAGAGUCUAACAUAUGAGCUUAUUAAUGGGGAGACUCUUAUCACUGACUUGGCACUUAUGGAGAAUAGUCCAGGGACUGAUGGCGCAGUGUACACACUCCAGUUCUGUCCAGUGCUUGAAGGCCCUAAACCUGAGGCCACCAUCCCUCCUUUUAAUUUGCCCUUCAGGUUCUACAAUGAUGCAGAGAACCAGAAAGUUAUGGCUGCUAUGAGUAAGAAGAAAGACCAUCUGUCUCGGUCUAUUGAAGUCUACAAAGAGGUUUUGGAGACCAACAAACAACUCACAACUGAACUGAAGGGUCAAGUGCAAGAUGCAUCUAGUAAAGAGACCCAGCUGAAAUUGGAGCUCAAGAAAAAUGGCGUAGAUGUUUCAAAAUUAACUGAUAUGAAGUCAGUUGAAGGUUUAAUUACGCAGAUGACUGCAGAUUUGGACAGGCUACAGAAACUGCCCCGUCGAAAAUGUACCAUGCCUGAUCCAUUCAGAGGAAGCCAAGAUGUCCUAGGAAAGAUAGCACACCUAGCACUGGUGAAGGAUGACGAUGUAGCCAAAGUCAUUUCCUGGCAUCUUCUUGGUGACAUGGACUGUGUGGUUACUGUGACUACAGCUGCCGCAAAAAAAAUCUAUGAUGAAACACAGGGACAGCAACAAGUCAUGCCCCUAGAGACAAUUUUUUGGAAACCAAAUAACAGGCCUCUGCCCCACAUCAGGAGUGGUCAACUUUUGUUCCCUCCAUUAGGAAACCCCGUGUUUGUCAGAGAUCUGCUCAUUUUUCCUGAGCAUGCAGAAAGCUGCAAAAAGGUUUUCUCCAAUGUUCUUGGCGACACCAUAUUAGUGGAUGAUUUGGAUUCCGCUAACCAUUACCGCAAGGGGGUUGUCCAGAGUAAGAUACAAUGCCCUACCCUGCUGACGCGGAAAGGUGAGCGUAUCCGUAGUAAUGGGAAGUUUGGUGGUUUACAAAACAAGGCUCCACCAAUAGAGAAGCUGAGAGGACACGUGUUUGGAGCACCAGUGUCUCAAGAAUAUCACACCAUAUGCCAGAAGAAGGAGCUGCUGCAACAGUACUCUCUAGCUAUACAGAAGGCAGUACAGGUCAAGGUUGAUUAUGAGCACCACAUAGAGUAUCUACAAAGUCCUAAGAUGAAACAGACGCAGCAGGAGCUCCAACAGCAAGAGAAGGAGCUCCAUGACAUCGAGCAAAAACUUGCCAGCACUCCUGUGCGCACUUCUCCUGGUUCCUUAAAAAGAAACCUUCAAGAUGAUGUUGAUGCGUCCCUUCCGGCAAAAAGGGUUCGACGUAAAACUCGAAAACUACUGGAUUUUUAAACGGCAUCAUCUCAGACCAACAAGCAAAAUAAUCACAAAAUAAACUGUUUAUAUUAACUGCUGCAACAUUUUAGAAAAAGAUGUUGUUUUAUAAUUUUCUAUCAAAGAGUGAAGUAUUUCUGUUUCCCGUCUUUAGUACCUGUUUUUAGUUGGAGCAUUUUGUGUGUACGUGUAUUAGUACCAGUCAAAGGAUUGGACACGCUCUAAUUCACUGUUUUGUUUUUUGUUUGUUUGGGGGGGGAUUCAUUAUUUUUAUUAGAUACUUCAUGUCUUAAAGUAAUGAUGGAUGUCGUUUCUCUUUACUUAGUUGAGCGGUUCUUGACAUAAUAUGGAUUAUUACAGUUGUGGAAUAGGGCUAUUUACUGUAUUUUUAUUAUUUCCUGUUUACUGUUUGAUCUCAAACGCAUUAAGGAAUUCCCCUAAUUAACUUUUGACGAGGCACAGCUGUUAAUUGAAAAGCAUUCCAGGUGACUACCUCAUGAAGCUGGUUAAGAUAAUGCCGAUAGUGUGGAAAGCAUCAUCAAGGUAAACGCUGGCUACUCUGAAGAAUCUAAAAUAUGAAACAGAUAUGGUUUCGUACAUUUUUUUAAACCACAUAAUUCCAUGUAUGUUCCAUGUGUUAUUUCAUAGUUUGAUGUCUUUUAGUAUUGUUCUAUAAUGUAGGAAAUAGUCAAAAUACAGAAAAAUCUAUGAAUGAGUAGGGGUGUCUAAACAUUUGACUGGUACUAUAUGUAAAAGUAAUUAUUGUUACAUAUUUUAUAUGUCAAACUGAUUUUCUUUGAUUUAAAUGGAAAGGGAACUUAAGUUAUGGACCAUGUCCAUGCUGAUCUUUGUAUGUUUUUUUUGUAUGUCAAGAAAGAAGGAAAAUAUAUGUUUUUACUUAA